Molecule: messenger RNA, 491 nt
Organism: Cherax quadricarinatus
Lineage: Eukaryota; Metazoa; Arthropoda; Malacostraca; Decapoda; Parastacidae
Product: pro-resilin-like
Cellular component (GO): extracellular matrix
Source: RefSeq, a predicted model, not a curated record
UGUUCACUUCCAACAUGACUACUAAGGUUCUAGUUCUAACAGUUCUUGUGGCUGCCGCCCUCGCCCGCCCCGAGCCACCACCUACGUAUGGACCUCCAGCACCAGCCUACAACCCCCCAGCACACCCACGACCUGCUUAUGGAGCUCCUGCUUACCCUGACACUCCUCCCCAGUACAAUGCUCAGUAUGCUGUGAAGGACGAUGGCAACGACUUUGGUCACCAAGAAUCUCGUGACAACUACGACACCAAGGGUACUUAUUAUGUCCAGCUUCCCGACGGUCGUCUGCAGAAGGUGACUUACUACGUCAACGGCGACUCCGGCUACGUAGCGGAAGUGAGCUACGAGGGCGAGGCCCAGUACCCAGCAUACCAGCCUGCUCCGGCCUACCAGCCUGCUCCAGCGUACAAGCCUGCUCCAGCCUACAAGCCUGCUCCAGCCUACCAGCCUGCCGCCACCUAUGCAUAAAUCGAUAUAAAGAAAUGUUCUGUA